GUUGUUGUGUGUCAUGUCAUGUAUCCGUCGCUGUCCGUCGCAUAGUAUGCACCGAAAAACCGUACAUUUUUAAUAGGCAUUUUUUACAAAAAUUGGCCUCGCAAAUUCUAAUAACAUGUACAAUUGAGGAAAGGUAUAAUAAAGAUCGCAUCAGGUUCUGUAUUGUCUGCAAUCACAAUUCGAUAAUCUUCAUUUGCUGUUUAUUGUAAUUGUAAUAUAAACUAACAUCUAAUCAGGAAUUACUAUUGUAAAAGAGCUAAAAAAUGAGCAAGGAGGAAAUUAUCAUUUAGUUAAAUAUUGAUAAUAUAUUGCAAACAAACGUUAUCAAUCGUAGACAUACGUACAUUAGGCAGCCUAAACGGUAUCUGCGAGAAUGUGCAAACUUACAUGUUCAAGUAAUAAAGAGUGCUGUAGAACAAUACCAUAGUUGAAGUCUUUGUACAUGCAUAGAAAGAUAAUAAGCUCGUUCGUUCUCUUUCAAGCCAAAAUACGUUAACAAGACUAAAAAGACCCUUUUUAAAAGAUGCAUGGAAUUAUUGAACUAAUUGUGACCAGUGUUGUAUUGUGGGUAUCUUUACAAGUUUCUUGGGACAUUUUAAUAAGCGUUGUUUAUCAUUUCUGCGUACCACGAAUUGUUUGGGGUACUAUCAUUAUUGGGAUUGGAUUAAAAGUAACAAGAAUUCCGCCACCGAAUUCAAGCACUACGCAAGAGGUGCUCGGCGCAAAUCCUAUGUCAGUGGGAAAAGAUAAUAAUACGAAUAGUGCCAUGUCGAAAGAUCAUGGAAAUGGAGAACAAUAUUGCAUGCGAGUGGUGGCUCAUCGUGGUGCAGGAUAUGAUUACCCUGAGAACAGUCUAACAGCCUUUCGUAAUAGCAAAGAAAGGGGCUGUACUGCAGUAGAAUUUGAUUUAUCUCUUACAAAGGAUAAUGUGCCUAUAGUUUUUCAUGACCUUUCGAUAGAAAGACUUACUGGAAAAAUUGGAAUUAUUAAGGAGAUGACUUGGGACCAGUUGAACCAAUUAGAUAUUACCCGGAAUCAUCCACUUAAGGAUAAAUUUGAUGAAAUUGAAAACAUCCCAAUACUAUGGGACGUUUUAGAAAUGUGUUUGUCUAAUGACCAAAGAAUAUUCAUCGAUGUAAAGGAAUCAGGGGAGGACGUUAUACAAGUAAUUUUAGAUGCGUACAAGAAGUAUCCAAAGCUUUACGAAAGAGGAGUCAUAUCCAGUUUUAAUCCUCUAGUUGUCUAUAAGAUUAGAAGAAGGGAACCGAAAAUUGUGGGAUGUAUUGCGUGGAGACCGGAAUAUUAUUCAAGUACAUCGUAUAUGGGUUCAGACGGCAUAUCCGUACCGAAACAGAGUAAUUUCUUCAUAUACAUAGCAACAUGUAUAUAUGAUUAUAUUUAUGAAUGGAUGCUUUUCCACUUCUUAUAUUACAUCGUGGGUGUAUCCGUUUUGCUAUUGCAUAAAGACGUAUUAAAUCCGCGCAUAGUAAAGGAAUGGGCUGCUCGCGAUGUGCGCAUAAUAGCAUGGACGGUAAAUCUACCAUCGGAAAAACUGCACUUUUCACGAUUAAUGAAAGUUACUUAUUUAACGGAUACUUUGUUAGUUGAGAAAGAUAUGUAACGAUAUAUUACAUACUCCAUAAGGUCUAAAUGAACAUAUUUUAUUUACCGACAUAUGAAAUACUACAUUAAAUAAUCUAGUCCAUUCAUUGAAA
Ceratina calcarata is the source of this 1715-nucleotide messenger RNA. RefSeq names its product glycerophosphodiester phosphodiesterase 1. Gene Ontology annotation, biological process: N-acylethanolamine metabolic process; phospholipid metabolic process; ethanolamine metabolic process. The coding region runs from base 524 to 1621 and encodes 365 amino acids. The transcript has 6 exons. Gene Ontology annotation, cellular component: plasma membrane. The record is from RefSeq and is a predicted model, not a curated record. NCBI's taxonomy places the organism in Eukaryota, Metazoa, Arthropoda, Insecta, Hymenoptera, Apidae. Gene Ontology annotation, molecular function: glycerophosphodiester phosphodiesterase activity.